Messenger RNA from Lichtheimia ornata, 714 nucleotides. RefSeq lists its product as uncharacterized. The coding region runs from base 1 to 714 and encodes 237 amino acids. NCBI's taxonomy places the organism in Eukaryota, Fungi, Mucoromycota, Mucoromycetes, Mucorales, Lichtheimiaceae. The transcript has 2 exons. The record is from RefSeq and is a predicted model, not a curated record.
AUGAAGUGCUUUGCUAUUGCUGCUGCUGUUGCUAUCGUUACCCUGGGUGGCUGGUCCUCUAGCUCAACGGCUGAUGCUGCUGCAAUCUUGCACUAUAGACAACAUCUUGAUCUCGUGACAUCUCAAGCUGCCUCUGAUUUGAACGCAGGCCGUUCCAACGCUGCCCCUUCCAUUCCCUCUUUUGCUGUCACUGGUGACAAGCAACAUGCUGAUUUACAAGCAGCUGGCUCUGCAAGUGGUGAUCUUUACAAGCGAGACGACGAUGAUGAUGAUGACGAUGACGACGACGACGAUGAUAGCAGUGAUAGCAGUGAUAGUAGUGAUGAUAGCAAGAAAGGUGGCAAGAAAGGUGACAAGAGUGGUUCAUCCUCCUCAUCCUCCUCAUCCUCCUCUGGUGGCCCAUCAUCUGGAAAGACGUUUUCAGGAACUGGUACCUUCUUUAGCACCACUGAUGAAGGCGCAUGCGAGACUUCAACUAAAGACGACGAUCUCAUUGUGGCCUUGAAUUCAGAGCAAUAUGGCGAUACAUCCGAAAAGAGCCCAUGGUGUGGCAAAAAAGUGAAGAUUACUGUUGGCUCAAAAAGCGUCCAAGCUACCAUCCAGGAUGCCUGCCCAGAAUGCAAAUUCGGCGACUUGGAUAUGACACCAACCGUGUUCGAGAAGUUGGGUGACUUGGAUACCGGUGAACUUGACAUCAAGUGGCAAGUCGUUUAG